AUGUCUAGACACAUGCAUGAGGACUCCUCAGCAGGCUCCACUUUCACCAGGCUGACUCCGAGAGAGGGCGGAGCCGAGGACGAGACGGGCGGUCCUUUGUCACGUUACGCACGCCCCGCGCUCGCUGCUGUAGCGCGCAGAGAGGAGAGAGGAGAAAGGAGAGAGGUCGAGGCAGUAAAGAGGCAAAAUGCUGUUGCGUGUUCAGCUCGGGAAGAGCAGAAAUACGUCAAGCUGUCUGAGCUGACAUUCAAUGCUUUCUUGAAAGAAGUGUGUCUAAAAUUCAACAUACCAGAAAGCAGAAAGCCAGACAUUAAGGUGUAUGACCAGUCUGACACAGAAGUUGACUCAGAUGUUUUUGAAGAAUUAGUAAAGGAGUCACCUGGAACUUUCAGAAUCAUGCUGGGCAAUGGACUUGAUACCUCUCAUUCAUCAUCAUGCUCGGGUACAUCUGAUGACACCAUCAUUCUGAAUUUCACUGUGUGUGACGAUGUUGAAGAAGUAGCGGCUGGCGAAGGAAGCCAGCCUAAAAGGCCAUGCCACAUAAACUAUGAGGCAAAAGCACUGAUUGAAAAAAUCCUAACAUCAAAGCCUGGUGGUGAACGCAUUAUGCAAGAGUAUGGAAAAACCAAAUCUCUGACAGAUGCCACCAGAAGACAGAUGAUCAACAUACUUGCUGCUGAGAUGACAGAAACACAUGGGACAUCCCCCCCCAAAAGUGUCAGAGUGAUGUAUGCACAGGGGAUAGUAGCUUUGUUUCCCUAUCUAGAAGACCCAUACUCACAACAUGGAUAUGAUCAUUACUACGAUCCGGAGAGUGGUUCCGGAUACCUUGCAUGGCGAUUGAAGACCAUACAAAGAAAAACAGCAGAGGAAAGAGGUGCCUCAGUCAGCAAAUCUCCUAAAGUUGGUGGGCCAGGCCGUGAUCGUCAGCCCUUCACCUAUGACAGAGAGCCAUCUGAUGAGGAUGUGGAAGCAGCUAUUGCUGUUUUGAGACACUCUGCUGAUGAAAACACUGUCCGUGAGAAGAUGAAAAUGACCUUCAUAUAUCGGCAAGCAAUGGUCAACGAUGAAGCCAAAUCAUCAGAUGUCUUCUCGGUCUUCCCAAGAUUUCUGGACACACCAGGACUGAUAGAACAAGAUUUCAGACUUCUGUUUGGUGAGGCCACAGCCAACAAAUUCUUGGAGAAGUGGCCAACCACUUUCAAAGCAAAAGUAAUAAAGGAAAGCCAUGGACUUGUAUCCACCACAGAACUCUUGGAUUUGAUGCGCAAUGCUGAGUCAGCUGCUGAAGUUGAGAAUGGCUGGGACAGUGACAUGUCUGCAAUCUUGCUGCUGCUACAUUUGCUACCACCAUCUGCACAAGGUAGAAAGAGGCCGGGAAAGAUGUCUGCAUAUCAAGCUGUAGAUCAGCUCAUCAGAUUUCAAAAGGUUGGAACCAGUGUGCAGCAGCAUCUUGACAACAUCACCCAAAGCAGUCAGCCCCUACCUUCUCGCCCAGGGAUCCACACAGAGCAGCAUUCACUCCUACUUCAUUGUGGUUGA
Messenger RNA from Coregonus clupeaformis (lake whitefish), 1542 nucleotides. RefSeq lists its product as uncharacterized. The record is from RefSeq and is a predicted model, not a curated record. The transcript has 11 exons. NCBI's taxonomy places the organism in Eukaryota, Metazoa, Chordata, Actinopteri, Salmoniformes, Salmonidae. The coding region runs from base 1 to 1542 and encodes 513 amino acids.